This is a messenger RNA of Saccostrea echinata, 1212 nucleotides long. RefSeq lists its product as uncharacterized. The transcript has 3 exons. The coding region runs from base 73 to 516 and encodes 147 amino acids. NCBI's taxonomy places the organism in Eukaryota, Metazoa, Mollusca, Bivalvia, Ostreida, Ostreidae. The record is from RefSeq and is a predicted model, not a curated record.
GUGAUAUUGGAUGGUGUGUGUUAUCGUAAUUUCAGAGGCAUGAAAAACAAAUUUUGAAAUCAUUUAAAGGAAAUGAAUUCGGUUCGAAUCUCCUGGAUUACUCUUUUUAUAGGAUGUACACUAUUUACUUUUGCCGAAUGUACAAUAGGCGGCACCAUCAACUGUUACCAAUGUAAUGUGUUCAAUCAAGGGGCCCGGGAAUUCUGUGCUAAUGCCGAGAAAAAGAUGUAUAACUGUACGGGUUGUAUGAAAACUAAAACCCGGGUAUACAUACACGAUCAGUGGCUCAGGUACAAGUAUGUGACGGUCAUCUCGAAAUACUGUAUCCAAUACAUGAACUACAAACUGGACGAGGGGUGUUACACAAAGUCGGCGGAUCAAGGAUAUAUCAGGCGCUGUUACUGCUACAGUCACUGGUGUAACUCUGCCAACAAGAAUUCCAACCGAACACUCGUCAUCGUGGGGCUUCAAGUGUUAUUCACAUUCUUUAUUUUUAGCUGGAUUAGGGGAUCUUGAUUUGGAGUACUUCGUUGUUCUGGGGAAAUGUGCCUUAAUUAUAUUUACAUCAAUGUAUAUAUACGGCAGCUGAAAAUUAUUGUAACGAAAGGAGUUUGUAUGUGCAUAUCAGUGUUACAGCGAGUGAUGAGUGAAAUAUUCCAAAUGAUGGGAAUUAUUUUCUACGCAUAUAUUAUGUAUCAGUGUAAUUUGAAGUGCUUCCAAUGACCAUGAUGACUGAUUGUUGUUCAAAUUUUAAGUCUGCAUGUGAAAUUUAAUAAGUAGGGCUUAUAUGAUAUUAUAUACACAUAUCGAGUAUUUAGUCAGCUGACAGAUGACGAUGUCAAGGACAUGCAUGAUAUAACCGUGUAAAAAAAGAAUAACGUAACGUAGCAUCGUUUGGGGGGGGGGGGGGAUAAACAAGAUAUUGCCGAAAAAAUCAUUGUUAUCGGAAAAAGUGGGGGCCGGAGGGGAACCCACUACAAGCCUGUUUUGCGUAACAUUCUAGUAUUUUUUUGUAAGAAAUGUUUCAGUUCGGUUUGUAAUCUAUCAACAUAUCUGAAACUGAACAUAUAACAUGUGAUGUUGAUCUGAAAAAAAAGGUUAUCUCUUUUAUUUUAUCUUAUUAAAGCAUUUUUUUAAGGAUUGUAAAACGUAAAACUUAUAUUUCAAUUAAAAUGAUGUGUAAUUCUCAAAAAAUAAAACAAUAGAAGUGAC